UGAAAAAUUCAGACUGACGUUUUCAUCACAUCAGAAAAUGUUAUAAUUAACAGUAAAUCCCUAAAAUCGUUUCCAUGUAAUGAAAUCAAUGAAAUAUUGUAAACAUAAUUUUCAGUAUUGUCAAAAUGUCAAAGUCGAAUUAAAAAAAAAUUUAAUUGAAUUAUAAUUUCGGGUAAAUUUUAAAAAUGGCCCAAAGACUGAAGAAGGCGGCUUCUUUAACAACCGAAGAAAAAACUACUCGCCGAGCGAGAGCCCUUCUAAGAUUUCGGGCAGUGGUGAGAUUAGUCAUCGCCAAUAUGUAUUGGUUGGGAGACUCCGAUGAGUCUAAAAUAGGGGACAAUGUCUUAAAAAAUAUUCAGAUUCUCACGAGGAAGAAAGUGAGGAAGAGCUCUUUAACAAUAGGAGAGAAAUCAAUAUUGUGUAAACCGAAAGAAGAUAGAACCGAAGAGGAAAAACAACUUCUAAGCAAAGUUAUUGGUGGGAUGAAAUGCUUCAGAAGGUACCCACCGAACGUGAAGAGCCAACUGGCAGCAGUGACUUAUUUCGUCUACUAUGGCCCAGGUAGGCAAAUCGUUAAACAGGAUCAUGCUCCUUCAGCAAUGUACUUCAUGCUGUCUGGAGAAGCUAGCGUUACUGUACGCCAUUACGACAAAUUCCUGAAGGAGUGGAUUGAAGAAGACUCGGGUACAUUAGGACCAGGUACAAUGUUUGGGGAGGUAGCUCUAAUUCAUGGCAUAGUAAGAUUGGCCACAAUUACAACCCUUACGCCUUGUGAACUGCUAAUGAUAAAAAAGGAAGAUUUCGAUACUGUACUGAAAGAAACAGUUCUGAAAGCUUGGAUUGAGAUUCAAAAAAUCAUGAACCGAUUUUCCUACUUCAAAAACUGGGACUCGGUGACGAAAAGAGAAUGCAGUAUCAUGUCACGAGUCAAAUCUUUUGCAGUUGAUGAAACCCUUUUGGGAGAUGAUGCUGGUUUACCAUCGUACGUUUAUUUCAUAACAAAAGGAACGUGUUGCAUUAUUGAGCACCUGAUGGUAUGGGUAUGCAAAGAAAAAGGCAUAGAAAAAUAUCAUCUUCACCAUUCACGGCAUGAAGAGGAAACUCGUGAAGAAGAGGAUAAAGUUAGCCAGAUUUUCCAAAAAUAUCUUCAGGAUUAUACAGGAAGUGUAUAUGCUGAAAGUCCAGGCUUUGGGAUCCUGGAUUUAGAAGGUCUCGUUGAAAGCGCACAUGAUUUGCCGGUAACAGAACCAACUCAACAUAAAAUUGCCGCAGAAAGUGUUGUUCCUUCGAACUGCCGAUCAGAAAUUCAUUUUAUUAAAAUUUGCGAACUAACGGAAGGGGCCUGUUUCAACAUUGGAGAAGAUUUCGUUAGGAGACGUGUUGUGGCAAUAACUCCAACAAACUGUCUAUUAGUUCCGCGUUACUGGAUAAUGAAAAACAACAUAGACAAUAUAUGGAACAGAGUUCAACAAUUCUUGAACAAAAACAUACCGACAACGAAACAAAUAUAUAACACCUUUAUACAAAAGCAGAAAUUCAAAAGAUAUAGAAAAAGACUCAUUAAAGAUUUACUAGCCGAAAAACGAGUGGCAAACAGUAAUUCUAUACACAAUGUUCCUUACAGCAUUCGUUUGAAAGACGGAUUUGAUGUGAACUAUUCAUAAACAUUCAUUAUAUCUUACAUCAAUUUUGAA
Messenger RNA from Leptinotarsa decemlineata (Colorado potato beetle), 1694 nucleotides. RefSeq lists its product as uncharacterized. The record is from RefSeq and is a predicted model, not a curated record. Lineage: Eukaryota; Metazoa; Arthropoda; Insecta; Coleoptera; Chrysomelidae.